Messenger RNA from Conger conger (European conger), 997 nucleotides. It is a transcript of the gene uck1, whose product is annotated as uridine-cytidine kinase 1. The transcript is spliced from 7 exons. Bases 74 to 901 code for a protein of 275 amino acids. Gene Ontology annotation, cellular component: cytosol; cytoplasm. Lineage: Eukaryota; Metazoa; Chordata; Actinopteri; Anguilliformes; Congridae. The record is from RefSeq and is a predicted model, not a curated record. Gene Ontology annotation, molecular function: kinase activity; ATP binding.
UGCCGCUUUUACGCCUUUUCCGGGAAGCCGUAAGCUUGCUUGUCGCUUUCACGUCAAAUGUGACAGCGCUACGAUGGCUACUGUCGGGCAGCUUUCAGAAAAUGAGCGGCCGCGACACCGGCCUUUCUUGAUAGGAGUGAGCGGGGGAACCGCAAGUGGAAAGUCCACUGUGUGUGCUAAAAUUAUGGAGCUACUGGGGCAGAACAAAGUGGACCAUCGUCAGAGGAAGGUAGUCAUUGUUAGUCAGGACAGCUUCUAUCGGGUCCUGACCUCUGACCAGAAAGCCAAGGCGCUCAAGGGCCAGUACAACUUUGACCAUCCAGAUGCUUUUGACAAUGAGUUGAUGUACCAAACUCUCAAGGAUAUUGUGGAAGGGAAGGUGGUAGAGGUUCCAACCUAUGAUUUUGUCACUCAUUCCAGGCUGCAGGAGCGGAUCACAGUGUACCCCGCUGACGUGGUGCUCUUUGAGGGCAUCCUGGUCUUCUACACCCAGAACGUCCGAGACAUGUUCCACAUGAAGCUGUUUGUGGACACGGACUCAGAUGUGAGGCUCUCGCGUAGAGUUCUGCGGGACAUGAAGAGAGGCCGAGACCUGGAGCAGAUCCUCUCUCAGUACACCACGUUCGUCAAGCCUGCUUUUGAGGAAUUCUGCUUGCCGACCAAGAAAUAUGCAGAUGUUAUUAUACCUCGAGGGGUUGACAACAUGGUGGCCAUCAACCUGAUCGUGCAGCACAUCCAGGACAUCCUGAACGGCGACAUCUGCAAAUGGCAGCGUGGGUCCGUCACGGGGCACGGCCGCGGGGUGAAAAGGGCCAUCGCUGAGCAAGGGGACAUCUCCAACGGGGCCGCGGUUCCCGCGGGGAAGCGGCUCCACAUGGAGCCCAGCAGCCGACCCCACUGAGACGCCUCCUGGGGGGUCUCCCCCACAACCCUGACCCAUCCUGCUGAUCCAGUCCUGGCCUGUAUCCCACGCAAGGGGGACGGGGCACUGUGUUGG